Tribolium madens (black flour beetle) is the source of this 940-nucleotide messenger RNA. RefSeq names its product brachyurin-like. NCBI's taxonomy places the organism in Eukaryota, Metazoa, Arthropoda, Insecta, Coleoptera, Tenebrionidae. Gene Ontology annotation, molecular function: serine-type endopeptidase activity. The record is from RefSeq and is a predicted model, not a curated record. The transcript has 6 exons. Bases 61 to 858 code for a protein of 265 amino acids. Gene Ontology annotation, biological process: proteolysis.
AGAGAUUGGAGAUAAUUUUAAACCUAUAUAAAGGAAAACAACAAUCAUGAAUUUGUCAAAAUGAAGUUGUUCAUCUUUUGUUUGUGUGUGGCCACAAUUUGGGCUGUGCCCCUCGUUUCAGAGAGAAAAGCAAUUCCAAUUAAAAAACACUUCGGUGGUCGCAUAAUUGGUGGUGAUGUUGCCCAAGAUGGGCAAUUUCCAUGGCAAGUAGCUGUGUAUUUUGACACCAGUAACGGCUCAUUUUUCUGUGGGGGGGCUUUAAUUGAUACCAAAUGGGUCCUAACGGCCGGACAUUGCGUCUAUCACGCAACAGCAUUCACACUUCAUCUGGGGUCAAACACCUUGGUUGAUGCUGACCCAAAUAGAGUGACUUUAGGGGCGAGUCAUUCGGUAGCUCACCCAGAUUAUAAACCUUCAGAUUUGGAGAACGACAUUGGACUUAUCAGAAUUGACACAGCAUACGAAACCAAUGAUCAUAUUCAAGUCAUUCCUCUUGCUACAAGUGACAUAGGGGGCGCUGAACCGGUUACAGUGAGUGGAUGGGGGGCUUCUGGUGACUGGGAUGGUGUUGUCAACGAACUCAAUUUUGUCGGUUUGAAAACCAUCACCAACGACGAAUGUAAGGCCAUUUACGGCGAGCAAACCAUCACUGAUGGUAUGGUUUGUACAGUUGGUGAGACGAAUGAAGGGACUUGUAACGGAGACAGUGGAGGUCCUUUGGUGACCGGAAGUGGAGAUAAAGCAGUUCAUGUAGGUAUUGUAAGUUGGGCAAGUGCAAGUGGGUGUGAAACAAACCAUCCUUCGGGUUAUACGAGGACUGCUAAGUACUAUGAUUGGAUUAAAAGUGUGGUGGCCUAAUCAAACUAGCACAGUUUGAGAAAUUCGAGUUAGAUUUAUAAUUUGGUUGUAUUAAAAUAAAAAUAAACGUAACAAAUAUGUG